AUCCUGGCCCACGUCCGCCUUGUGCUCUGCAGGCUGGGGUGACGCGUGAAACCCGCAGGCGUUUUGGUGCCAGAGCCAGCGGCCGGAGUGGGGACAUCGGGGUGCCAGCCCCCAGGGCCCCCUUACACCACCCGACCCCAGCCCCAGGGAUCCCACGGCCCCCACGGCCACCCAUGCAUCGCUGAUGCUGGCAGCCACCGGAGACCGGAGCUAGAGGCAGAGUGCAGGCAGGCAGAAAGCCUGGCACAGGAGACCACUGGGUGUGGAGCCAUGAAGCUGAACGAGCGAAGCCUGGCCUUUUAUGCCACCUGCGACUCCCCGGCCGACAACGCCGGCUUCCUCUACAAGCGCGGCGAGCGGCACACGGCGUACCAUCGCCGCUGGUUCGUGCUGAAGGGCAACAUGCUCUUUUACUUUGAGGAGCGGGAGAGCCGGGAGCCAGUGGGCGUCAUCGUGCUGGAGGGUUGCACCGUGGAGCUCUGCGAUUCAGCUGAGGAAUUCGCGUUCGCCAUCCGCUUCGGUGGCACCAAGUCUCGUACCUACGUGCUGGCGGCUGAGAGCCAGGCCGCCAUGGAGUCGUGGGUGAAGUCGCUCUCACGAGCCAGUUUCGACUACAUGCGCCUGGUGGUGCGAGAGCUGGAGAAGCAGCUGGAGGAGAUGCGCUGGGGGCCGGCCGGUGGAUGCGGGGGCUGCCGGGGGUCACCCAGCUCCUGGAAGCCAAAGCCUUCAGGGCCAGAGCCGUGGCCGGAGCGGCUGCCGGCUCUGCCCACUGUCAUGCCGAAGGAGAACGGUUGUGCAGUGUGGAACAACGCGCUGGGAGCAGACCUGCCACCCAACACCUCUGGCUGCAGCGGGCACGAUAGCGAGGGGAACCCGCGGCUGCCACCACUGCCGCCGCGCAGGCGGGCAUCAAGCAGCGAGGCAGGCGGCACCGGGGCGGCUGCAGCGGAGAGCCCAUCCAUCUUCUGCCGGCUCCACGAGCGGUACGGCCAGGAGGUGGCCCGGCUGCGGCAGGACUGGCUGGAGAGGCGGCGUGGCCCCCGGCCCUGAGAGGCAGCCGAGCCCUGGGGACCCACCAGGACCUGUGGCCAGGAGGAGGUGAUCAUCCUCGGUGCUGCCUCGGUCCCCUCCUCACCCUGGGAUGUGCAGCCCUCUCUGUGGCAGUGAUGGACACCUGCUGAUGGUGCCACCAAGGGCCCAACACGGAGGGACAGCAGUGCUGCUCCGUGAUGGCGAAAUGCCAGCCCGGCACCGAUGGCAGCUGGGCUCAGUGUGCCGCCAGCCAAGUGUGAAACCUGUGGGCUUUUGGGGCUGCCAGGCUCUCGGGCAUCUCGUGCCAGGCAGCGGGUGCACCCCACCGGUCAUGCCCGGGUGUGGGUGCAGGGUGGUCCACCCAGUGCAAGCAAGCUACGAACCACUUGCUGACUGAUGCCUCCUGGGAAUCGACCACUGCUCCGGGUCUGGUGGGGCCUCUUGAUGCUCUUGCAGUGGGAUGAUGCACCGACAAUGCUUUUGGAGGAGGAUUUUGAUGGGAUCUCACCCCCCACCCUAAGCCCCCACGUGAGUGUUUCACA
Haliaeetus leucocephalus (bald eagle) is the source of this 1574-nucleotide messenger RNA. RefSeq names its product family with sequence similarity 109, member A (gene PHETA1). Gene Ontology annotation, cellular component: trans-Golgi network; recycling endosome; early endosome. Gene Ontology annotation, biological process: receptor recycling; retrograde transport, endosome to Golgi; endosome organization. NCBI's taxonomy places the organism in Eukaryota, Metazoa, Chordata, Aves, Accipitriformes, Accipitridae. The transcript is spliced from 2 exons. The record is from RefSeq and is a predicted model, not a curated record. The coding region runs from base 271 to 1050 and encodes 259 amino acids.